AUGGAACUUUGUACCAAUCCUAGUUUAGUAAUCCCAUAUGGAUCUCAUUCUUCAGGGCAGUGUGGUUAUUGUAAAAAUAGUUCUAAUGACAAAAAGACUAAUUGGGGUAUGAUGGCUGAACGACUUACUGUUUCAGAUUAUCAAUAUAUGAUCGAUCGAGGAUGGCGUCGAUCAGGUACUUACUGUUAUAAACCUUUAAAUGAUGUUACUUGUUGUCCAUCAUAUACUAUUCGAUGUGAUGCAUUACAUUUCCAUUUAAAGAAAUCACAUAAAAGAGUGUUGAAAAAUAUGUACAAUUUUUUAAAGUUUGGACAGUUACCUCAUGAAAAAACAUCUCAUCAAAAAGAGGAUCUUAAUAAUCUUAGAACGGAUGAUCAUCGUAUGUUUGUUCCUGAGGGAAAAUCGAUGCCUGUUUUAUCAUUUAAAAAUGUCACCACAGUUCAACAGAAUGAAGAGAAAACUAAAAACCAAACAAAUAUAUAUCAAACAGAUUGUUUCGGCGAUAAAAUAUCAUCAUCAACAGAAAAUGCCCCUAGUACACCACAUUGUACAUUAAAUACAUCAAAUGGUAGUAAUAAUAAUAAUAAUGUGGAAUUUCAAAGCAUUCCAUCAGGUGAUAAAAUUCAAAGUUCAUCGUCGCAUGGCAGUCACAAAAUGAAAGCUCAUCUUCGUCGUUGGAUAGCUAAACAAGAACAUUUACGUCAUAGAAGCCUAAAAGAAAAUCGUUCAUUUGAAAUUUUACUUCAGGAGUACUAUGAAAGACGUCAGAAACGUUUAGAUAAAAAUAAACCAAAGCAAGUCGAAGAUUUUCUACAAUCUGAACCAAACAAAGGAGAAGGAAAGCACUUUAUCGAAAUUCGUUUAAUACGUACAUCUUCACCAACAGAUAACGAUUAUGAAUCUCGUAUAAAAUUAUCUCAUAGAAUUUAUGAACAAUAUCAAAUUCAUAUACAUAAAGAUGAGAAAGAAGAUUGUACUUGGGAGAAAUUUCAACGUUUCUUAGUUAAAUCUCCAUUAGUAUUGGACGAUUUUGAAUGGAAUUCAACUUCACCAAUGUUUGGUUCUUAUCAUCAACAAUAUUGGCUUGAUGGUGAAAAAUUAAUUGCUGUCGGUGUUAUCGAUCUACUUCCACGAUGUCUUUCAUCUGUUUAUGUUUUCUAUGAUCCGAACUAUUCAUUUCUUCAUCUUGGUACAUAUACUGCUUUACGUGAAAUUGCAUUUGUUCGUUAUUUAUCUAAUACUUAUGGUUUAAAUUCAAUUCAAUCCGAUGUAUUAUAUCAAAAUUUUAAUUCAUAUUAUAUGGGUUAUUAUAUUCAUUCAUGUUGUAAAAUGUCAUAUAAAUCACAAUAUGGUCCUGCUUAUUUAGCAUGUUCUGAAACCUAUAAUUGGAUACCUAUUAAUCAUUGUAUACAAUUAUUAAAUCAAUUAAAGUUAAAUAAUCAUUAUACAAGAUUUUCAUCUCUAUCUUCAAUUGAUAUAAAUUCAAUUCCUGUUACUAUGGAUAUAGAUACAUUAGAUUCACAUAUUUAUUUUUAUAUAAAGUACAAUGAUAAUACAUCAUCAUCGUCAUCGUCAUCGUCGAAGACAAUCAGUAGUAAAGAAGAUUUCAUGAAUCAUACACCAGUAUCUCUUUAUAAUUUACGUUCAUAUUUAAAUAAACAAGUUAUUCCUAUAUUUCGUGAAUGGGCUAAAUUAUUAGGUAAACGUGUAUUAUCUGGACAUUUUCAAAUUAUUAUACAUUCGAAUUAA
Messenger RNA from Schistosoma curassoni, 1749 nucleotides. NCBI's taxonomy places the organism in Eukaryota, Metazoa, Platyhelminthes, Trematoda, Strigeidida, Schistosomatidae. The record is from the annotation of a GenBank genome assembly.